Molecule: messenger RNA, 639 nt
Organism: Pipistrellus nathusii (Nathusius's pipistrelle)
Lineage: Eukaryota; Metazoa; Chordata; Mammalia; Chiroptera; Vespertilionidae
Source: the annotation of a GenBank genome assembly
AUGGGUUCAGGCCCCCGGCUGCCGCCGCCCCUGGGACUGUGCCUGGGGCUCUGCAUGCUGGUGCUUUCCGCGGGGGCCUCGGGGGUCCGCAAGCGAGGCCCCACGGUGACGGCCAAGGUUUUCUUUGAUGUGAGGAUCGGAGACAAAGAUGUUGGCCGGAUAGUGAUUGGCCUCUUUGGAAAAGUUGUGCCCAAGACGGUGGACAAUUUUGUCGCUUUGGCCACGGGGGAGAAAGGAUAUGGAUAUAAAGGAAGCAAAUUUCAUCGUGUCAUCAAAGAUUUCAUGAUUCAAGGAGGAGACUUCACCAACGGAGAUGGCACUGGCGGUAUAAGCAUUUACGGCGAGACAUUUCCAGAUGAGAACUUCAAACUAAAGCAUUAUGGCAUUGGGUGGGUCAGCAUGGCCAAUGCUGGGCCUGACACCAAUGGCUCUCAGUUCUUCAUCACCUUGACCAAGCCCUCCUGGUUGGACAGCAAACAUGUGGUAUUUGGAAAAGUCAUCGAUGGCAUGACAGUGGUCCACUCCAUAGAACUUCAGGCAACUGAUGGGCAUGACCGCCCACUCACCGACUGCACCAUCGUCAACAGUGGCAAGAUAGACGUGAAAACACCCUUUGUGGUUGAGGUCCCCGACUGGUAA